Molecule: messenger RNA, 1404 nt
Organism: Wallemia ichthyophaga EXF-994
Lineage: Eukaryota; Fungi; Basidiomycota; Wallemiomycetes; Wallemiales; Wallemiaceae
Product: Putative methyltransferase-like protein C27D7.08c
Exons: 3
Coding region: 1-1404 (467 amino acids)
Biological process (GO): rRNA base methylation
Cellular component (GO): nucleus
Molecular function (GO): nucleic acid binding; 23S rRNA (adenine(1618)-N(6))-methyltransferase activity
Source: RefSeq, a predicted model, not a curated record
AUGCCUACAAUACCCAACAGACUAGACUACCUGAAUUGGAUAAAGAGUAUAUGGCGGAGUCAUGUAAGCCCCGGUGAUACGUUCAACUUGAUCGAUAUCGGUACUGGUUACCUCCCCAUAUAUCCAAUACUAGCUGCUAGAUUGUUUGACAAUUGCUUGGUUUAUGCAACCGAUAUCGAUCACUCCUCACUAGAGUUGGCUGCUUCCAACAUUGAUCGUAACAACUUGGACGAUAAGAUUAAGCUGGUUGGUGUAGAUAGAGAUGAUAACAAUCUAAUUCCCUCGGAAAUAACAGACAAUCACGCUCAAUUUGAUUUCUUGAUAAUGAAUCCACCUUUCUACGAUGCAGGUCAGGUUAGUAGACAGAAUAUCAAGUCGAAUCAUCCGAGUGGACUGAAUCUGGGAUCUACCAAUGAGCUGUACACAGAAGGCGGUGAGCUUGGAUUCAUUUUAAAACUCAUAAACCAGUCGAUCAAACUUAAGCACAAGGUUGUCUGGUACUCCACACUUAUCGGCAUAAAAUCAAAUCUAUCAAUCCUAAUCAAAUAUUUGAAUAAGCACAACAUAUCGAAUUAUGCUUUGAACGUUAUUAAUCGGGGUAACACACUGAGGUGGCUGCUAGCAUGGUCAUUCUUGCCGUACAGAUUGGACAACUCACUAGCAAGAUCGAACAACAAAUCACUAUUCAAAUUGAAUCCACCUUCCACUCAUCACACUCACAACCUCAACCACCCAAUCAACCUUGAUGCGAUGAUCUCCUUAAUCAAUCAGCUAUCAAGCGUGUACAUCAGUCAUCGUAGUGAGGGUAACUCGAAAUGGGCCGUCGGAUCCAACCAGACCAUUAAAUUUGAUGUCGAUACUGAAAACAAAGCGGAAAUAUGGAAUAAAUUCUCUAUUGAUUUGAUGACUGGUCCUGAUUUGUACACGGUCUUCGUUGGCAAAGUUGCAGAAAAUAUUAGCGUACCAAACAAGGACCAGGGCAAAAUAAAUUGGACACUCCCAGACACAGUCACCCCACACUCCCAAAUCUACUUUUUGCAAUUCUACAACUCUGAAAAUGCAACCGACAAAGCAUGGUCGACUAGAUUUACCAUUACAGGUGAAAAUGGCGAUUCUGAACCACCUUCCCACGAAACCCAGCCUAAAUCUGGAAAGGAUACUCCAUGGGGUAUCGGAUCACUUAGAGAAGGUCCUAUCGAUCAAGAUACUCUGCCUUUGCAUCACAACUACCCUGCAUCUGAUGCGGCUGAAGAGAAAAUCAAGAACGGUGGUGGAUCUAAACAGGAUGAAGUCAAUUUAGAUUCUGAGACAUCAAAUGCAAAUGGCUACAAUCACUCCCACGUCGUCGCCUUUGUCGCUACUAUUUCCAUCUCCCUUGUUUUGCACUUCAGUUGUUUCAUUUAA